GGGGGGCGGGCUCUGCGCGCAGGGCUGGGGAGCGCUCACUCCCCGCCGGCCACGGGCUGCUGGAGCGUCCCGGUGGCACCUGAUCCUAGCAGCCCAGCCCACAGCACUGGAUGAGAAUUCGGCUCUUGCCUAGAGCGCACUGAUCAGGCCCGGCAGCAUGGACUUCGUGAUGAAGCAAGCGUUAGGGGGGGCCACCAAGGACAUGGGGAAGAUGCUGGGUGGAGAGGAAGAGAAGGAUCCCGACGCGCAGAAGAAGGAGGAGGAGCGGCAAGAAGCCCUUCGCCAGCAGGAGGAGGAGCGGAAGGCCAAGCACGCCAGGAUGGAGGCCGAGAGGGAGAAGGUCCGGCAACAGAUCCGGGAUAAGUACGGCCUGAAGAAGAAAGAGGAGAAGGAGGCGGAGGAGAAGGCGGCGAUGGAGCAGCCGUGCGAGGGCAGCCUGACGCGCCCCAAGAAAGCCAUCCCGGCGGGCUGCGGGGACGACGACGACGAGGAGGAGGAGAGUAUCCUGGACACGGUGCUCAAGUACCUGCCGGGGCCCCUCCAGGACAUGUUCAAGAAGUAACAGCCCCGCGCCGCCCACCCGGGCCCGUCCCCACACACCGGGGUGCACUGGGCUGGGGGGGGGGGGAUUUUCAUUUCUUUUAUUUCAUUUGAUUUUUGUUCCAACUGUUUCGAAGGGAAGAUCCCAGAUGUGUCCCCUGUGCCCAGAACCUCUCGCUGCUCCAGUGGGGCGAACGAGGCAACCAGACCAAAAACCACCCCCUGCCUGCUGAGCUCCGGGCAGCCGGAGCCCCGGGCUCCCCCUUCCUCCCUCAGCCGUUCGGAGUCAGAGCUGUGUUGUGCCAAAGUGCCGGCCGGCUGCUUGGCAAAUCUCCCCGGGCGUGGGGGGCGAACUGGGACCAAAUUCACUGCAGUAACCUCACGUCAGGCGGAGGGUGGGGCAGCCGGCAGGGAAAGGCAGGGCUCUGCCCGCUCCCAUGCCGCCUCCCUGCCCUUCACUAACUUCAGACAUUCCUCAGGCCCACGCUGCCUGCCUGCUUCCAGGGGUCAGGGACAUGCGGGCAGCAGGAGAGCACCCGCAGGCUGGGGGCUGUGCCCCCCGCCCCUCCGGCCCCGCCUGGAAGCAGCCCAGGGAGCAAAGCAACCCCGGCCUGCUCCAGCUCUCCAGCUGGCGGGCGCGGGUGUCCUGCUGGGCCAGAUCCCAGGGGCUGGCGCAGAGGGGACAUGGUGGGCUACAGGGCUGGCUCCCAGCGGCGCCGCCCCACGGCUCUGCCCCCCGCUGCACUGCCCAUUUCUGUCGCCUUUUGUUUGGGCUUCAGGAAGGGGCUGCUGGGGCCGGCCCCUCCGCUGGUGCUGGGCAGCCGCACGCUGCCCCUGGCCUGCCACAGCAAGCGCCGGGGACAGCCCUGCAGCAGGGGCUGCGGGACGCAGAGGGACGCGUGGACUCCCCAGCUAACCCUGCCCCGGGGCAGCGGGCAGCUUGGUGGGGCUAGGGGUGGCUGGAAGGAAAGACAAAGCCUUUUCGCCACUCUGCCUCUGCCCCAAACCCCUCCAUGGGCCCGGGCGCGACCCCAGCCGUGCCUGUCCCCUGCACAGCCCAGCUCGGCCCUGCGGGGGUCAAGCCGGGCACCCUUUGCCAUAUUCAAGACCCUGCCCAUUAGGGCAAACGGUCGGGGAGGAGAUUUCUAAAAAAGACAAGGGCCAGAGCUGGGCCCAAGGAACGGGGGCAUCCCACCUCCCCUCCCAGCCCUGCUGCACGGGGGGUGGGGGGAGGUCUGGGGCUGGGGACAAUCCUGGCGCGUUGCCAGAGGAGUUUAAUGUGGGGCCUGAGCCCAGAGGGCGGACCCAGCACUUAGCCCUCCCAGCGCCCCCUACUGAGCGAUUCCCAUUAUGGCAGGGCCUCCGGGGGUCCCGCUCAGCCCACUUCCCACCCUGGUGCUCGCCCACAUUCCUGCUAUGCCCAUCGCUGUGGUAUCUGGGCACCAAAGCUCUUCCCCAGCCACCCUCAGGCACCUGUGCCCGCUGGCAGACCUGAGCCCUGGCUGGAGGCACCCGUCCUUAUGCAGCCCUCGGCUGGUAUCUCUGGCUCAUGUCUCCCCCCCUCUGGGCCCCGAGCCGCCCCUGCAUGGCUGCAGGGCCCCCCCCCCCGCCAACACCCAGGGAAACCUGCCCUGGCUCGUCCCUCGACUGCAGCCCCAGCCUGCCCAGGGACACAGGCAGCCGCUCCAGCCCGCGCCAGGUGGCUGAGGGCUCCCUGCCCAGGAUCCCCCCAGUGCUGGCGCCCCUCAGGCCCUGUUGAGAAGAGGGUGGA
Mauremys reevesii (Reeves's turtle) is the source of this 2311-nucleotide messenger RNA. It is a transcript of the gene CPLX2, whose product is annotated as complexin 2. Lineage: Eukaryota; Metazoa; Chordata; Testudines; Geoemydidae. Gene Ontology annotation, molecular function: syntaxin binding. Bases 158 to 562 code for a protein of 134 amino acids. The record is from RefSeq and is a predicted model, not a curated record. The transcript has 4 exons. Gene Ontology annotation, biological process: neurotransmitter transport; synaptic vesicle exocytosis; regulation of neurotransmitter secretion. Gene Ontology annotation, cellular component: terminal bouton; SNARE complex.